Messenger RNA from Myotis lucifugus (little brown bat), 1814 nucleotides. RefSeq names its product sosondowah ankyrin repeat domain family member D (gene SOWAHD). The record is from RefSeq and is a predicted model, not a curated record. NCBI's taxonomy places the organism in Eukaryota, Metazoa, Chordata, Mammalia, Chiroptera, Vespertilionidae. Gene Ontology annotation, molecular function: protein binding.
UCGGGAGGCGGAGGUGGCGGCGGUACCCAGUGCACGGGGCGACCCCUCCACACUCCCACGCCCGCGCGGGGGCCCUCCCUCGGCUCCUUCGUUCUCGCCCUCUCUCCCCCUCUCCCCUCCUUUCAUUUGCUCCCUCCCUUCUUCCCUCGGAGCCCAAUUGCUCAAGCCGCUUCCUUCCCCAGCGCCAGUUCCUCUCCUAGUGGGGCCCGGGAAGGGCUGCGAACGCUAGAAACGCGGAGCGCGGCGGAGGAGCUGCAGGACCAUGGCCGAGCCCGAACAAGCCGCGACGCCGGCGCCCAGAGCCUCCCUGCCAUGGAGCUCGCACAGCCUGCGGAGCUUCCCGCAGCCCCGCCCCUCGAGAGUGGACGCCGCCAGCCUCGGCAGGUACCGGGGCACAGCCACCGCCUCCCGGCAGGCCUCCUUGCAUGGCUCGCUGACGCACUCCGGAGCGGGCUCGGGGCGCCGGCGGGGAAUGCUGCGGGAGCUGUUGGGGCUGCAGGGGGCAGCUCCCCGCCGGGUGGCAGUCGGAGGGGCGCACGGAAGGAGCAGUCCCCCGGGCGGGCCGAACGGAGCGGGCAGCGGCAGGCUGUGCCUGGAGCCCCGGGAGCACGCGUGGAUACUGGCGGCCGCCGAGGGCCGCUUUGAGGCGCUGCGGGAGCUGCUGGAAAGCCGAGCCGGGGCUGCUCUACGGGGCGACCCGAUCACCGGCUACACGGUGCUGCACUGGCUGGCCAAGCACGGGCGCCACGAGGAGCUCAUCUUGGUGCACGAAUUCGCCAGCCGCCGGGGGCUGGAGCUCGACGUGAGCGUCCCGGGGAGCGGCGGCCUCACGCCCCUUCAACUGGCGGCUCUGCAGGGCCACUACCUGGUCAUCAAGGUGCUGGUGGGCGCCUUGGGAGCUGACCCCACGCGCCGUGACCACAGCGGCCACCGGGCCUGUUACUACCUGCGGCCCGACGCGCCCUGGGGCCUGCGGGAGCUGUCGGGGGCUGAGGACUGGGAGAAGGCGAGCGACAGUGAGCGGGACAACGCCAAUAACAACAGCAGCGGCGGCGCCACCACCGCCACCGGGUGGACGCUGCGAAGGACUCUGAACUCACUGGGCGCGAUGGCUACGGAGACAACGAUGAGAGAGGUGGCGUUGCCCAGCAAGGAGAAGGACUCCGCAGGCAGCCGGGUGGCGCAAAUUCAAGGUUUUUUUCGCCAGUUGUUCCCCUUCUUCCAGGACCGUUGAGGGCGACAUAGAGGAGAGUGCAGAGGGACGCGCCACUGUGGCGAGGCCUCGAUCCUCCCUUGUCCCAGAUUCCACUGAAGGGGCUAUGCGGCCGAGUGAGUGCGCUGGCCUGCAAUGAGCAGACCACAUCCGGUCUGUCUCAGGUACCUGUCACAAAUCUCCUGCAGUCACUGGCCAGGAGACAUGGAGACCAGGCGCCCUCUCACACCCCUCCCCCCACCCCAAGAGAGAGAGAGCAAAGACCAAGCUGUCCUGGAGCCCAGUCCCAAAAGGAGCUGGAGUUAGGGGCAGGAUCGCGGUCCUGCUUGGGAGAGGGAAAGUUAAGCUUCCAGUAGCCAUUUCUGAUCUGGCAGAAGUUUUGGUUUAUUGCUAGAAGAAUGAGUUAAGACUGUAAACCACUGAUGCAGAGUGAGCGCCUAACUGCAGGCUUGACUUGGCUACUAAGGGGUCACUUUGUGCUGCCAGAGUCAGCCCCUGGCUCCCUGUUCCUGAGACAACCAGACCUUACUGGUACUUUUUCAAAUGUAUCGCGGAUGACUUCUUAAGCAUAUUAAAGUGGAAUUGUUUUCCUUUCACAUGA